AAUGUUGUACAGGAGAAAUGCGCGUUCGCGCUCUCGAUCCGUUUAGAUGCACGCUCGUUCCGCACUCGCAUCCACAGGGGGGCCUUGACGACUCCUCUUCGACUGUCAAGAAAGCGCACCGUAUAACGGCAGCUUUUGCUAUCCAAUAAACCUGUAUUUGAUCUGAAGGCAUAUACAAGCCCCCCUCCCGCCAAAGACUGAGCGAAGUCGACUGAUUUGUGGACAGAAACGAUGGCGGAAUCGGGCAGCAGCGCGGCGGCGGUCGGAGCCGCGGGCUCGAAUAGCAGCGCCGCCGGGACCGGAGGAGCCGUCGCACCCGGGGGAGCGAAUGGAGCGGCGGGAUCCAAGCCUGGCCUGGAGUCGGUGAAGGGACAAAAUUUUGACGUUGGCCCCCGAUACACCGAUCUCCAGUACAUCGGGGAGGGGGCCUAUGGAAUGGUCUGCUCAGCUUUUGAUAAUGUGAAUAAGAUCCGAGUGGCCAUUAAGAAGAUCAGUCCAUUUGAACAUCAGACUUACUGCCAGCGCACCCUGAGGGAGAUCAAAAUCCUCCUGCGGUUCCGUCAUGAGAACAUCAUAGGCAUCAAUGACAUCCUGAGAGCUCGCCGCAUCGAAUUUAUGAGGGAUGUCUAUAUCGUACAGGACCUGAUGGAGACCGAUCUUUACAAAUUGCUGAAGACACAGCAACUCAGCAACGACCAUAUCUGCUACUUUCUGUACCAGAUCCUGCGAGGGCUGAAAUACAUUCACUCUGCCAAUGUCCUGCACAGAGACCUGAAGCCUUCAAACCUUCUCAUCAACACCACCUGUGACCUCAAGAUCUGUGACUUUGGGCUGGCACGGAUAGCCGAUCCAGAACAUGACCACACUGGAUUCCUUACGGAGUAUGUGGCUACUCGCUGGUACCGUGCCCCUGAGAUCAUGCUCAACUCCAAGGGGUACACAAUGUCCAUUGAUAUUUGGUCUGUGGGUUGCAUCCUGGCUGAGAUGUUGUCCAACAGACCCAUCUUCCCUGGAAAGCACUAUCUGGACCAGCUCAACCACAUAUUGGGUAUUUUGGGCUCCCCCUCUCAAGAUGAUCUAAACUGCAUCAUCAACAUGAAGGCCAGGAACUACCUCCAGUCUUUACCCCAGAAACCGAAAAUCCCAUGGACCAAGCUGUUCCCCAAAGCAGACAACAAAGCUCUGGAUUUAUUGGACCGCAUGCUAACCUUCAACCCCAUCAAACGUAUAACCGUGGAGGAAGCACUGGCCCACCCCUACCUGGAGCAGUACUAUGACCCCUCAGAUGAGCCGGUGGCUGAGGAGCCCUUCACUUUCAACAUGGAGCUGGACGACCUUCCUAAAGAGAAGCUGAAAGAGCUCAUCUUUGAGGAGACGGCACGCUUCCAGGCCAACUACCAGGGCUCUUGAGAGGGACAGCCAUCAUUGAGAAUAAUGGAGCAGCGUGGAGUCUCAAAUAAAGAUAACUCCUGACAACCUGCAAAAACAUAUACAUGCAUAUAUACAUUAAAAAAAAAGAUAAAAAGAGGAAAAAAUGUACAUUUAAAAACUUCAACUUUGUUUUAUCUGUCCAUCUCUCUUUCUUGCUGGGAAGCUGUGCGCUAGUUUGGGCUUCUAACAUCUUAUCAUAAUGCCAUUAAUGGAGGCCGUCAGACUUUCUAUUCUCUUUGCAUACCGCACACAGAUCCUACUCUCUGAAACAAUUGCAUCUUUCACCCUUUCUAUGAAUACCCUGCUUCUCUCUGUAUCCGUCUCUUUCUCUUUAUGUCUCUCUCGAAGGGUGUCUCUUUACUGGUCUGUGCUGUUCUGGGUGUUUUUAUUUUUCUCCCCAUUCCAACAGAGAUGAAGAGAGAGUGAAAGAGAAAAUCUCUAUGAUGGGCACUGACUAGUGUGUGUGUGUGUAUAUAUAAGUGGUUUUGAGUUUCAUUGGAGUAUUGUAAGUUGGCGAUCUGUAUGUACACUGUAAUUUGAACGUUAAGAUCAGUUACAAAUCGUGUUUUGUAAUGUUGGGAAUUUAUAUUUGAAAAUCUUUUGAAAUAUAAAGUCAUUGCUUGUGUUUCUUUUCUUUUUUAAUUCCUUCAAAGACAAAUGAUGUUACAUUUAAUAAGCUUAGACUUUUAUUUUGUUUUCUGUUGUGAGAAAAAGAGGUCUUGUUUUGAUUCUUGAGAAAUAUAUUGUGUAAACGAGAAACGGCGACAGGAAGGUUGAACGAAGGGAAGAGAGCAAGAUGGAAUAGGAUCAUCUGCUGUAAAAUAUCAUGUUCUACUGUUGAGAACUGAGACUAUUUCUUGCCAAUGUUCUUGGGAAAAUUAAGCCAUCAGUAUCAUCUUUUCUUUUUUUAAUGUUGGCUUCCUUUCCCUCCUCCCUCUCGUCUGUUCAUUUCAUGGAGGGUCUGUGCAGACCUUUAUCGUGUGUGUGUGUGUGUGUGUUUUUUUUAUGGGGGGUUGAUACUGUUUUCUUUGUGGAUAACAAUAGUUGUCAUUGGUUACCAUGUCCAUGGCUACUGUUGCCAUGAUUCCUUUCUGAUAAGUCACACAUAGUUCCCCACAUUCUGGCUUUGUUACUCGCAGAAAUCGGUCCCUUAUUCUUUAUUUCGCAUCCUCCUUGUUCUCUUUUGUUUUGCUUUUCUUCCCUUGUCCUGGAGUGAUUGAGGAAUCAUAGCCAAGCUUAACACUUUCAGAGCCAUAGCACAUUUUUUUCCUCAUUCCCUCCCUGUGAUGUCAGAACUUUUCAAAGGGCUUUUCCACAGGGCUUGCUGACCUCAUGCCUCUCCUGCCUGUGAUUGGCUCAUCUAGUGUCGAACUGACUUACUCUGCAUGCAUUGCAUCUAAGACGUAACAACCUGCCUUUAUGAAAUAAGUGGAAUCAGUGGAGAAUAAAAGAGCUGUUUUUAAAGAAACCGUCAUUGCUUUUGGCCAGUCGUGGAUGAGGAAAGCAUGUUCAAGUGGGAAGAGUUAAAAUGGCACAGUGUGUAGCUGUUUUUGUAUAAAUACAGGGUGUGAUUUGCAUAAAUUAAUACCACCCUGUGUAAAACCCCAUUGAGACGAGCCCCUACUGCAGAGGAAAUUCACACCGCACGUCAAUCACGUGACAUUUUUCAAUCGGUGCACCUGCACUUUGUGUCUCAUGACCAAACGUUUUGUUUUGUUUCCGUUUUUAGUGCAAUUUUAUUUUGUUAUAUCUAUUCUUGUGACAAAAGGUUCUUUGUUUCUGUCUGUUUUCUUUCUACGCUUAAGUCUAUCUUAACCCGGCACUUGUUAGGGUAAAAUCUAAUGUAACAGGCAAUGACGGUUGGUCGCGUCCCAUGUCUGUGUCUGUAUGUCUGUCUUUUCCAACCAGAAGCUGCUCUUCUCUGCUUCCUCAUGAGGAGGGGAGAUCAUCCCGCUCUGUGAUCUGAGGGGAAUACUCAUUACCAAGAAAAAGAUUAUUUAUAUUACUGUAUUGUCAAUGGCAAUGAUAUGCUUAUUGUAAAUGGGACCAUGGGGACUGUCAACAGUCUUACACGCGUGCACACACACACACACACUCACACACACUUAAGGAUGUAUUUCUUACAUAUAAACCUGCACGCAUACAGUAUAUGAUUUCAAAAGCCUGCAAAGGAGGCAGAUAUCAUAAUGUUCUUUUAAUGGCUGUUAUUAUGAUUAUUGCUGGUCUGGUGUUAUAUUGGUGGUCUUUUUUAUUUUAAAAACCGAAAAGGGAUUUUAAAUCUUGUCCUUUUUAAAGUAUGUUUUGCUUUUCUUUCAUUUUGUUCGCUUUGGGUGUCAAAAAUAAUUGUCUGUUCACUCUUUCUGAAGUCUAUUUUUUUCCCUGAAUCUUAUAAGGAAUUAUUUUAAAGAUGAUUAAACAAUAUGGGUAGAUUGUCAAGAGAAAUGAGCUAUGGAUGGUUAUAGUCUAUGUAUAUGCUUAUGGGUAUAAUAAAUUAAACAAUUAACAAAAACAGAAUUAUAUACAUAUAUUAAAUAAAAUUCCUUAUACUGUAA
Molecule: messenger RNA, 3983 nt
Organism: Pimephales promelas (fathead minnow)
Lineage: Eukaryota; Metazoa; Chordata; Actinopteri; Cypriniformes; Leuciscidae
Gene: mapk3
Product: mitogen-activated protein kinase 3
Biological process (GO): protein phosphorylation
Molecular function (GO): MAP kinase activity; ATP binding
Source: RefSeq, a predicted model, not a curated record